GCCCACGUCAAACUCAGCAUUUAGCGAGCACUUCUAGCAAUAAGUUAUAAAUUUUCAGUGACUAGUUUUUAAGAUUGCUGUCGUUCAUGGCACAUUACAUUUAAGUUUGGUUAAAGCUAAUCAAUUAUGGAUAGUAAGAAGCAAAACUCUGGCUUCGCCACCAAGGCCAUUCAUUCGAGCAAUAAUCCAAGCAAAUGGGGUGGAAAGUCAGCAUCAACAUUUAAGGAAAACCCUCAAGAUGGAAAAGAAGAGUAUUUGCAUGGAGGCAACUCGAACGCUACAAGGGAUACUUUAGAAAAUUGUUUAGCGUCGCUGGAAAAUGCAAAAUAUGGUGUAACAUUUGGAUCAGGAUUGGCUGCGAUUACGGCUGUAUUCAAUUUGCUGCGUCCCGGCCACCACGUCAUUAUAAGUAACUCUGUGUAUGGUGGUACAACACAAUUAGUCAAGGAAGUAUUCAUGCGGUUCGGUAUUGAAUUCACUUUCAUAAAUUUCGUUGAAUGUGGUAAUUUCCAACAAGUCAUGAAACCAAAAACAAAGAUGGUGUUCAUAGAGACACCAACAAACCCCUUGUUGCAUGUGUUGGACAUUGAAUCGAUUGCCAGAUCUACCCAUAUGCAGCCAGGAACCCUACUCGUUGUCGACAAUACCUUCACAACACCCUAUCUGCAGCGUCCCUUAGACCUAGAUGCCGAUAUAACCGUUACCUCACUAUCGAAAUAUAUGAAUGGCCAUUCUGAUGUUAUCAUGGGGUUUGUGGCAACCAAUUGUAAAAGUGUCUAUAAAAAGUUGAGGACCCUUCAAACAGUUACCGGAGGUGGUCCAUCUACCCUCGAUUGUUAUCAAAUGCUUCGUAGCAUCAAAACAUUGUCCCUACGUAUGGACCAGCACGGCAAAAGUGCUUUGUGCGUUGCCAAGUUCCUGGAAGGCAACAAAUUUGUGGAAAAAGUUAGCUACCCUGGCCUUAAAUCGCAUCGUCAACAUGAACUAAAUCGUCGCCAGUCCUAUGGUUCUUCGGGUAUCGUGUCCUUUUGGAUAAAGGGACGUCUCAAGCAAGCUAAUAAGUUCCUUAAUUCGCUGAAACUGUUUCAAUUGGCAAUCAGUUUUGGUACUUGCCAAAGUUUAGCACAAUUGCCUUACACAAUGACGCACGGUAAUUUAUCCCCAGAAGCAAAACAAAUUGCCGGAAUUACGGAGAAUUUAAUAUCCUUAUCAGUAGGACUAGAGGAUGCCCAGGAUAUAGUUGCUGAUUUGGAUCAAGCCCUGAAAGCCUCUCAAAAAUAAAUCGAUUUCUGUAUAAUUUAUUGGUUAAUAAGAAUGUUUGGAGUGGAUUAAAAACGGCUUGUAUUUA
Messenger RNA from Hermetia illucens (black soldier fly), 1348 nucleotides. Its product is annotated as cystathionine gamma-lyase-like. The record is from RefSeq and is a predicted model, not a curated record. The coding region runs from base 127 to 1281 and encodes 384 amino acids. Gene Ontology annotation, biological process: transsulfuration. Gene Ontology annotation, cellular component: cytoplasm. Gene Ontology annotation, molecular function: pyridoxal phosphate binding; cystathionine gamma-lyase activity. The transcript has 6 exons. Lineage: Eukaryota; Metazoa; Arthropoda; Insecta; Diptera; Stratiomyidae.